Cornus florida is the source of this 5344-nucleotide messenger RNA. Its product is annotated as T-complex protein 1 subunit alpha. Gene Ontology annotation, biological process: protein folding. Gene Ontology annotation, cellular component: chaperonin-containing T-complex. The record is from RefSeq and is a predicted model, not a curated record. The coding region runs from base 146 to 1891 and encodes 581 amino acids. The transcript has 21 exons. Lineage: Eukaryota; Viridiplantae; Streptophyta; Magnoliopsida; Cornales; Cornaceae. Gene Ontology annotation, molecular function: ATP binding; ATP hydrolysis activity; ATP-dependent protein folding chaperone.
UUUUGUAGUGAAGUUUCUCUUCCCACAUACUACUUACUUUACUCGGACAGCCGAUCUAGGGUUUCUCUAGGGUUUUGAAAGACGCCAUUUUUAAUUCUUCUCCAUAAUUUAAGAUUCAAACGUAUAUCUUCUUCGCAAUUCAGGAAUGGCUAUGGGCAUGGGAGCACAAACACCCGACAUCUUCGGCGACCGUCAGUCCGGUCAGGACGUUCGCACCCAAAACGUUGUGGCAUGUCAAGCAGUGGCCAAUAUUGUCAAGUCGUCCCUUGGCCCGGUUGGAUUGGAUAAGAUGUUAGUUGAUGAUAUUGGUGAUGUCACCAUUACUAAUGAUGGUGCUACAAUACUCAAGAUGUUAGAAGUUGAGCAUCCGGCUGCAAAGGUUCUUGUGGAGCUUGCUGAGCUUCAAGAUCGAGAAGUUGGUGAUGGGACAACUUCAGUGGUCAUUGUAGCCGCAGAGUUGCUUAAGAGAGCAAAUGAUCUUGUGAGAAAUAAAAUUCAUCCAACAUCUAUAAUCAGUGGAUAUAGACUUGCUAUGAGGGAAGCAUGCAAGUAUAUUGAGGAAAAAUUAGCAGUGAAGGUUGAAAAGCUUGGAAAAGAUUCUCUCAUAAACUGUGCCAAGACAAGUAUGUCAUCAAAGUUGAUAGCUGGUGAUAGUGACUUCUUUGCAAACUUGGUCGUUGAUGCAGUUCAAGCAGUAAAGACUACCAAUGCACGUGGGGAAAUCAGAUACCCAAUCAAGGGCAUCAAUAUUCUUAAAGCACAUGGAAAAAGUGCAAAAGACAGCUACUUGAUGAAGGGCUAUGCUCUAAAUACAGGGCGUGCUGCACAAGGAAUGCCAAGUAGAGUUGCCCCGGCGAGGAUUGCCUGCCUUGACUUCAAUCUUCAGAAGACAAAAAUGCAAAUGGGUGUCCAAGUCCUUGUUACUGAUCCCAGGGAGCUUGAAAGAAUUCGCCAAAGGGAGGCUGAUAUGACGAAGGAGCGUAUUGAAAAGCUUCUGCAAGCUGGAGCCAAUGUUGUUCUUACAACUAAAGGGAUUGAUGAUAUGGCACUAAAGUACUUUGUAGAGGCUGGGGCAAUUGCAGUGAGGCGUGUCCGAAAGGAAGAUCUGCGCCAUGUUGCUAAGGCAACUGGUGCGACUGCGGUUUCAACAUUUGCUGACAUGGAAGGAGAUGAAACUUUUGAUUCAUCUCUGCUUGGAUAUGCAGAUGAAGUUGUGGAGGAGCGAAUUGCUGAUGAUGAUGUGAUUAUGAUAAAAGGCACCAAAACUAGUAGUGCAGUUUCCUUAAUUCUUAGAGGUGCCAAUGAUUAUAUGCUUGACGAGAUGGAAAGAGCUUUGCAUGAUGCUUUGUGCAUUGUUAAGAGGACCCUCGAGUCUAACGUGUCACUGCUACUGGUGGGAGAAUCAAGUUACAGUUGGAAGCCAUGUUGGCAAUAUAAUUUUUUGCUUCCUCAAAACUGGGAAUGCAACAAGUUAUAUUUAAAGGUGGUCGCUGGUGGUGGUGCAGUUGAAGCUGCUUUGUCUGUAUAUUUGGAAUAUCUUGCAACAACUUUGGGAUCUCGAGAACAGUUGGCUAUUGCAGAAUUUGCUGAAUCCCUCUUAAUUAUUCCAAAGGUUCUUUCUGUGAAUGCUGCAAAAGAUGCGACUGAGUUGGUUGCAAAACUUCGGGCUUAUCACCACACUGCACAAACCAAGGCAGAUAAGCAACAUCUGUCAAGCAUGGGGUUAGACCUUUCAAAGGGAACCAUACGCAACAACUUAGAGGGAGGAGUCAUUGAACCGGCUAUGAGCAAAGUGAAGAUAAUACAGUUUGCAACAGAAGCAGCGAUAACUAUUCUUCGGAUUGAUGACAUGAUAAAGCUUCUCAAAGAUGAAAGCCAGAAUGAGGAUUAGGGUUUAGUUUAUGUAUCUUUCCCAGGCUGCAAUUUUUGGUUGUUUCUUGACUGGUGAUGACAAUCAUUUUUGGGGUUACAGCUAUGAGAGACGAACAGAUCAAUUACCGGAGAAAUUGAUUACUUAAUAUUUCAAGAGAAAAUGAAAUAUAAUUUCCAGCACCUAAACACCUUGAAACUGUAUUCGGGGAUUGCUGGAAUAUAUUCAGAUGAUAGGAUGAUGUGGGAUAGAAUUUGACUUGUGUGUUUGUUACACUUUGUACUGGGGCCAUGAGAAGGGAAGUAAAUUUUUGAUGUGCCAAAACUUUUUUAUAUUCAGUUUUAACCCCUUGCUAUCGUGUUGUUAGGGAGUAACUGUUCCAUACGUUUGAGCGUUUCUGUGGAUUAAGUUGUGAAUAAUCAUUCAAAUUAUCUAAAUUGUAAUAUGAAGUGUUUGCAUUAAUUCAUGUCUGGAAUAUGAAGAGAGACAUCAUUGAGUUAGAGGCAGCUUAAUUCAAUGAACCUAUUAUUAGAUUAUUAUUUUUUAUACUAUAUUGGAUUAGGGAAAACAUUCCACGGUCCAAAAAGUUGCACUUACGGCCUAAAUUUAGGGUGAAGAUAUUAUUGUAUUCCAAUAUUUUUAAUUUUUGAUCAUAAACUCUGAACAUGUUUCUAAAAACUUCCAAAUUGGUCCAGACCCGUUAAUUAAAAUAAUUUUUCUUAAAAUUACAAAAAUAUCCUUUUACUUAUCUUCUCACCGUCACAAUGUUCCUUUUCCCUUUUUUAAUUUUUUUGCUUUCCUUUUUAAUUUUUUUUAAUUAAACUGUUCUUCUUCUUCGUCUACCACUGGCAGCCAUAUUGCUGCCUGUAAGAAGAAUUACCGGCCGACAACAACCAAGAUGGUCGCCGCAGUUGCCGCCAUCUGACGAGCAUGCCAGAACCCAAGUCUAGUUCCUGCAUGUUGCAGCAACCCGUUUGGUGACAAGAACACCGGCAAGGACUACUUAUAGUCGUUGCCUUUCUUGCUAUACUCCGAUCACCAGGUCGCCAACGACAACCUGGUUUCCUCCUUUACCACCAUGAUCGCCUUCUCUAUCCCAGACGUCAAAAAUCAAUAUUCGCUGCUCAAUCCUAUACAGGCUAUACACUAGGUCGUGUAUAUAUAGUUUUAUGUAUGCUAAAACCUAAUAUGCAUUUUGAGUUGUUAAGUUGCUAUGCUUAGGAGUCGUGGACCCUGGUAGCUCCAUUUCUGUUGGUUUACGAGGAUUUGCUGUUCGAAUUUGGUGACAAUGGCAUUAUCGCUUCCUUUAAUUUUUGCCACUAUAAUAACCCAAAUAUUCUUGAUCCCUUUAUGUUCAAGUUUAUUCCCAAUAAAUUCAAGCAGUUAGGAGAAAAUUUGUUUAAUUUCCACAGAAAUUCGGAUCGACAGUAAUAAUUUUUUGGGUAAAUUACAUUCACGUCCCUCUAGUUAGCUAAAAAUUCAAACAGCUUCCCUCAAUUAUUUAAAAUAUCAUUUUCCUCCCCUAAAACAAACUUCCGUGAAGCUCAAUUAACAGAUUAUGGGAUUUUACUAAAUUGACUUCACAUUUUAGCCUAUUAUUUUAAUAUAAUAAUGGUAAAAUUUUAAUAAGACAAUCUUGCACUUAUAAAUAUAUCAAAACACCUACACACGUUCUAAUUGAAAAACCACCAACACAUUCCAUUUAAACACGUUUUCAUUCUCAGAACUCUCUAAGGAACGAAGGAGAGAUAGAGACGAAGACAGAGAAAGAGUGUAGUGUUCAAGCAAAGGAGAACGAAGAAAAUCGAGAGCUUCCAUUCGCGUUUGAGUAAGUUCUUCGAACUCGAUUAUGUUAAUGUUUUGAAAUUUGGGUUUUGCUUAGAGUUCUAGAUCUUCAAACUCGUUGGGUUUGUUUUGGGUUUUAGGUCAUGAAAUUGGGUUUUGGUAAUGUUUUGAAAUUAGGUUUUGGAUUUUAUUUUCUGGGUUCAUUUUUUUUUUUUCAAAUGAUGGUUAUAAUUAUGCUUUGAAAUUAUGGUUUUUUUUUUUUUUUUUUUUUUUUUUUUUUUUUUUUUUUUUUUGAUCUUCGAGCGGGUAGUGUUCAUUUUUUUUUUUCAAAUGAAGUUUCUUGUAAUGUUUUGAAAUUAAGGUUUUUUUCUCAUUGUUUGUGUUAUUGAAAAUGGUGUAGCAAAAUAGGAUAUUAAUAUCUUACUUGGUCUCUGAUUUGUACUUGUUUUCUGAAAAAUAAGUUAUUGGUUAUGUUAAUAUGUUCUUUAAGGUUUUAAAGUUAAGGUUUGUAAGAUUUUGUAUGUGUUUGUAUUGAUUAGGGUAAUAUUGCUCUAUACUCAUAUGUUUAUGCAUUAUAUUAUACUCUGUUGGUUAUUGGCAAUCUGCAAAUAUGGUUGAAAAGUUAGGGCUUUCUGGAAUUUGGGUUUCUUUGUGUUGAUAAGGCUAAUUCCUUUCUUGUGUGAUGUUGAAAUUAUGCAAUUUGGCCAAGAUAUCCAUUUUUUGGGUUUUGCAAUCUCUGUUAAUGUCCAAGUGUUUUUGUAUUCUUUAUAAUUUUUUCCUUCUUCAUUUUCUAUUGACAGUGAUGGAUGCACCCAUUGUUUAUGACUAAGUUGUCCAUUACGGUGAAAAUGUCAAUGUGAUAGGGAAUAUAGAUCUACAGUUACUUAGAGUUCAUGGAUCACGUUAUGGAGCUUGCAUUAUCUAAUGUAUAAGCACAAAUUGGGAUAUACAUUAACAUAUAUCAUGACUAACCUAACAACAAUGAAAGGAUCUUAGUUGACAAUGAUCAAAAAGUUGAGGACAUGUUUAUGUUGAAUAAGUUUAGGCAAACGAUUAAUGUGUGUGUUGAAACUAAGGAGCCUGUAGGAGUUGAUCUUGGUUUAGCUGAGUUAUUGUCAGGUCUUGCAAGUGUUUGCCCUACAGCAGGUGUUAGGCCUUCUCAACCUGUAACAAGUUUUGCUCAUGUUGAUGUAGAAGAUGAUAGAGAUGAGGAAGAUGAAGAUGAUUACCUAUUUUAUUUGUUUCAAUUAAUCAUAUAAAGAGGGGGGGAAAGGAAUGGAAAUUGGUGUCAGUGCGAACCAGCAACAGAGAGGGAGAGGGAUGGAAAAUCUGAGUCAGCCAAUACCAGUUCCACCAACGACAUAUUCUACAGGAAGGGGAGUUGACAAUAUGAGUCAACCACCUGCAAGGAUGAAUGUUAACCCAGCUGUUAGAUGAAUCAUAUACAGAGAGGGAGAAGGAUGGGAAGUUUGACUUAGCCAACACUUGUUCUACCAAUGGCAUAUUCUGCAAGAAGGGGAGUUAGUAGUAUGAGUCAACCACCCUGCAAGGGUGAAUGUCAACCAUCAACUGAGAGGGAAAGGAAUGGAAGUUCUGAGUCAGGCAACACCAGUUCCAUCAACAUCUUCUGCGGGAAGGGGAGUUAACAAUGUCAACGAACAACAUGUAUCUAUUUAUAUUUUUUUUUUU